AUGAGAAGAGCACCUUGCAGCUUGGGCACGGCUCUAGUCUGCAUCCCUACAAUGGUCAGUGGUCAAGCUGACUUGCGCAGGUCACAGGGAGACCCGCGAUGUUGGACGGAACCUCUUUGGCAGCGGUUCCGAGAGCAUUGCUGCCAAGAUGAACUAUCUUGGGAUAGGAUGCGGUGUGGCACGCCAGAUUUCAGCUAUAUUACUUUCGCGAAGUGCUGUCAGGGCAAGGGUUUCUACAAUUCUGCCGACAACUGCCUCCACAGCCAGUCACAGCAUGGUGAGGAAAACUAUAUCAUUGACACUUUUCAGUGGCAGAAGAAGCGCGACGGAGUUUAUGUUGAGAUGGGAGCAUUCGAUGGUAUCACCUACUCCAACACACUGCGGCUGCAUAGCUGUUUCGGGUGGAGAGGUAUCCUGAUCGAAGGCAGUCCGCGCAACUUUGCUCGACUUCAGCAGAACUGGCCGGCAGCACGCCCCAUCAAUGCUGUGGCUUACAACGGCGCCGUUUGUGCACCACCUCGAAACCAUGUGACCUUCAUUACGAACCAGGACGGCGCGAUGGAUGCUGAUGUGGAGCACAUGACGCAAGAGGUCAGGAACCACUACAACGAUACCUUUUUCGGCGAAGUGGAGCGUAUUCCUUGCAAGCCCAUGUCCUCGUACUUGCGUGGCACAGACCACGUAGACUUUUUUGCCUUAGAUGUGGAAGGAUCGGAGCUUGAGGUCCUGCUGACCAUGGACUUCACGGAAGUGACAGUGGAG
Symbiodinium sp. CCMP2456 is the source of this 762-nucleotide messenger RNA. The record is from the annotation of a GenBank genome assembly. Lineage: Eukaryota; Dinophyceae; Suessiales; Symbiodiniaceae.